This is a messenger RNA of Acanthosepion pharaonis, 498 nucleotides long. The record is from the annotation of a GenBank genome assembly. Lineage: Eukaryota; Metazoa; Mollusca; Cephalopoda; Sepiida; Sepiidae.
AUGAAGUCAGUAAAUAAAAAACAUUCUCCUCUCUCUCUGCUUUUUCUUUUUUUCCUUCUUUUUCAUAUUUUCUUUUUUACUUUUCUUCUUUUACUUUUCUUCUUUUUCUUUUCAUUUUUCUUUCUUGCUUUCAUUCUUUCCUUUUUCUUUUUUUUUUUUUUUCUUUUCCAUUUUUCUUUUUUUUUAAAUUUUUUGCUAAAAAAUUUUUUCUUUUUUAUUCUUUUUUUUCUUUUAUUUUUUUCUUUUCUUUUUUUUCUUUUUUUUUUUCUUUUUCUUUCUUUUUUCUUGCUUUCAUUUUUCAUUCUUUCUUUUUUUCCUUUUACUUUUUUCUUUUACUUUUUACUUUCUUUCUUUCUUUCUUUUUGUCUCACAUCUUAUUUAAUGGAACAUAUACAACACUCAAAAAGAAAAAAGGCAUCCCUGUUAGGAAAGCAGAAAGACAGCCUAUGCAUUAGACAUGCAGAUUUAAUUAAAAUGCCUGACAGCAUGGAUUUUUAG